Molecule: messenger RNA, 30767 nt
Organism: Monodelphis domestica (gray short-tailed opossum)
Lineage: Eukaryota; Metazoa; Chordata; Mammalia; Didelphimorphia; Didelphidae
Source: RefSeq, a predicted model, not a curated record
GACUCUGGGACACCGGGAGGCAGCAGCUGUGACAGUUCUCGAGACUGCUGUUGUGGCUGCUGCAAACCGGUCUCUCUUCCCUGCAGGGUGUGCGGGGAUGGAGAAAGGGGGAGGAGAGAAAAGGGGAAGAGCUUGGGCAGCGGCCGCCAGCGGGCGGAGCCUCCGGUGCCCAGCAGCGCAGUCUGGUCUUUCUCCUUCUCCCACAUACUCACACGCGCACUGCACCCGGAGUCGGGGCCGGAGCAGGAGUCAGAGCCUCGGGAUCCGGGGCGACGCCGGUUGCUUAGUGCUUCCUUUAACCCUCUGCACCAGAAGAAGGGAGGGUGAGGUGGAGAAGGAGAGAUAGAGGAAAGGACUACAUUACAAAAGAUUUGGUUUCCUUAGGAAGAGACGGUGCAUGGUAUUUUGCUGCUCAGCUCCAGAAUCAGGCAAUUGGUGGCUCCCUUGGCUCCAGAGACCAGAAGGAAAGGGAAGGAAAGAGAACCGGAGACGCGCUCACACUCACACAGACACACGCACACGCACAGUCCUGGGCGACAGUCGAUAGUCUUGAGGGAGUUUGGACCGAGAACUAAAAAGCUCCAGCUCUCCACCCCCAGCUCUGGUCCCAGUUGCUCUGCGCCUCCGGCCGACGUUGCCAUCCACCUCCCACCUCUUCUUGUCCUCCCCCAACCUCAGCUAGCCGCCGGCCCGUCAGCCUCUCUACCGGCUUCCUUUCACCAACCUAGCUGCCUCUCAGUCGAAGAGCCUCUGCCGCCGCCGCAGCAACAUCCCAGGAACUAGCAGACUGUGGCGCAACUGGUCUGGGGAGCGGAGGCGCUGAGAUCCUGCCCCAGGGAGCUGGAAGGGGAAAAGAGUAAAUAACUGCACUAAUGAUUAGGCUACCUGCUACUACCAGCUCCAGAUGACUUGACAUAUACUCCUCAAAGAUGUCUGCCACUGAAAAUGGAGAUGCGAUAUCAGGAAAACAAAGUGAGGAAAAAACCUAUAAGAAGACAGCAUCAUCUGCUAUUAAGGGUGCUAUUCAGCUGGGAAUAGGAUACACAGUGGGUAAUCUCACUUCCAAGCCAGACAGAGAUGUCCUUAUGCAAGACUUUUAUGUAGUGGAAAGUGUGUUUCUACCCAGCGAAGGGAGCAAUCUGACCCCAGCUCAUCACUACCCAGACUUCAGAUUUAAGACAUAUGCUCCAAUAGCAUUUCGAUAUUUCAGAGAACUUUUUGGUAUCAAGCCUGAUGAUUACUUGUAUUCCAUCUGCAGUGAGCCUUUAAUAGAAUUAUCCAACCCUGGGGCCAGUGGAUCCUUGUUUUUUGUAACUAGUGACGAUGAGUUUAUCAUCAAAACAGUUCAACACAAAGAAGCUGAAUUCCUUCAGAAGUUGCUGCCAGGUUACUACAUGAAUUUAAACCAGAAUCCUAGGACUCUUUUACCAAAGUUUUAUGGACUUUACUGUGUGCAGUCAGGGGGCAUUAACAUCAGAAUUGUAGUAAUGAACAACAUUUUGCCUCGCUCAAUGAAAAUGCAUUUUACAUAUGACUUGAAAGGUUCCACCUACAAACGACGAGCAUCCAGAAAAGAGAGAGAAAAAUCAAAUCCUACAUUCAAGGAUUUGGAUUUCUUGCAAGACAUGCAUGAAGGAUUAUAUUUUGAUACAGAAACAUACAACGCAUUGAUGAAGACACUCCAGCGAGACUGUCGGGUGUUGGAAAGUUUCAAAAUAAUGGACUAUAGUCUUUUGCUGGGAAUCCAUAUAUUGGACCAUUCACUAAAAGAAAAGGAAGGAGAGAGUUCACAGAAUGUACCUGAUGCUAAGCGGCCUGGCAUACAGAAAGUCCUCUACUCAACGGCAAUGGAAUCUAUCCAGGGCCCAGGGAAAUCUGGAGAUUGUGUGAUCACCGAGAGUACUAACACAAUGGGAGGCAUUCCAGCUAAAAGCCACAAAGGAGAAAAGCUGCUUUUAUUUAUGGGCAUUAUUGAUAUUCUGCAAUCUUAUAGGUUAAUGAAGAAGUUAGAACAUUCCUGGAAAGCACUUGUUUAUGAUGGGGACACCGUUUCAGUUCAUAGACCAAGUUUUUAUGCAGAUAGGUUUUUAAAGUUCAUGAAUUCCAGAGUUUUCAAAAAAAUCCAAGCUUUGAAAUCCUCGCCUUCUAAGAGAAGGUGUAAUUCCAUUGCUGCCUUAAAGGCUACAUCCCAGGAAAUCGUCUCUUCUAUGAGCCAAGAAUGGAAGGAUGAAAAGCGUGAUUUGCUUACUGAAGGGCAGAGCUAUAGCAGCCUUGAUGAAGAAGCACUGGGAUCCAGGCACCGACCAGACCUUGUGCCAAGCACUCCAUCUCUGUUUGAAGCGACUUCCUUAGCAACGACAAUUUCUUCUUCUUCUCUCUAUGUCAAUGAGCAAUACCCACAUGAUGGAACUACGCUUUAUUCAAACAGUAAAGGAUUACCUUCAAGUUCCACUUUCACAUUGGAAGACAGUGCCAUCUACUUGACUUCUGAGCAGAGCACACUGGAAACACAGGACGAUAAUGCCUCUGUGUUGGAUGUCUAUUUAGUAAGUUGGGUUUGGUUAUUUUUUUAUCCAGUCUUCUCACUUAAUGGGUCCAGAUCCCCUUUUACACAUGGGCACAUUUCACAAAAUUAGACACCCUUGAUUUUUUGUUGUUAUAGUUUUAAAUAAACAUAAUGAUAAACCAAGACUGGCCUUAAACAAAUGAAACCAUUUUGAGUCCAAGUUUAGUCUUCAAAGUCUCCCCACAGUUUGUUCACUCAGAGCAUAAAAUGGAGUCAGAAAAUACAGGUGAGACAUUGAUUUUCUGAUGGACAUUAGCAUGAUCACCUGAUUCUAAAUGUAUUGGGCUUUUGGGAAUAGCCUUUUUUCUUGAGACUAAGUAAAGUCUCUAGAGACCUCUGCAAAAUCUUAGUUCUCUUCAAGACUCAAUUCAAGUGCUGUUAAGAUUAAAAUUUAGUUUCUCUGCCAGAAGUAUUAUAUUUUUAUGAGGUUUAUUAAAGAUCAAGAAAUAAAGAAAAUACAAAAUAAGAAAGCACAUACAACCUACAUUUUGCCGGCUAGGUAGAGAGCCGCGUGUGCCCAGACAAGGAAGCCGAAAGAGCAAGUAGAAGGCAGAAUCAGUUUAAAUACAAUUUCUGUUCUUGGCCCAGGUGGGAAUUCAGGUGCAGUUACAAAGCAUUAUGGGAAGUGGCCAAGGACUUCUAGGGAUUGAAGUCCGGGGUUCAAAUCUCCAUUUUUACAGUGCCACCUUCUAUGGGUCUGUUCCCCUUAAUUAUUGGUACAUUAUUCUCAAAAAUUACCCUGAAUCUAUUACAUAUAUUCCAACAUAUGUACCUGUUUGUUUCUCCUGGUAAAAUGUAAGUUCCUUGAAUAGAACUGUUUAGCUUUUGCUUUUGUAUGUCCACCCCAUUCAGCACAAUGCCAGACUCAAAGUGGGUCAAUGAUAAAUACUUCUUGAUUGAUAGAAUAGUUGUUUAAAAAUACAUUUCAGAAGAUCAUUUCCUCUUUUCAUAGCUCACAGAAUUAGAGCUGGGGGGGAAAAAAAGCCUUAAAAGACAACUCUUGAGGCAGGUAGGUGGCUCAGUGAAGAGAGCUGGAGAUGGGAGGUCCUGGGUUCAAGUGUGACUUUAGACACUCCUUAGCUAUGUGACCCUGGGCAAGUCACUUAACUUUAGUUACCUAACCCUUACUGCUCUUUUGCCUUGUAACCAAUGCUUAGUUGAUUCUAAGACAAAAAGGGUAAAUGUUUAAAAAAUAUACUUUUUAAAGAGUGAAUAAGGUCCUUUCUUGGUAUCGAUUCUACCCAUAUUGUUGUAUUUCAGUUGUAUCCAACUCUUCAUGGCCCCAUUUUUUUUUUCAUUUUCUUGACAAAGAUACUGGAGUAGCUUACCAGUUCAUUUUCCAGGUGAGAAAACUGAGGCAAACAGGGCUAAGUGAUUUGUCCAAGAUCGCACAGCUAAUAAGUAUCUGUAUCUAGAUUUGAAAUCAUCACGAUGAGACUCCUUCCUUUCAGACUCAACACUAAUCACUGAGCCACUGAGCUGCCCUGAUUCUAUCCAUAUGCCAUUUAAUUUUGUCCUCCAUGACCUUAGAGUACCAUUCACUAAAUUAGUUCUGAAUAGUGCCCAGAAAACUACUCUGAUUGUGAAGGGCUAUAAAUGCCAAACAAAAGAGCUUAAAUUUGAUCCUGGAGGCAAUAGGGACCUGCUAGCAUUUGAAUAGGGGCAAGAAAAAGAUCAUAUAUGACAUGGUCAGACCUGCACUUUGGGAAAAUUACUUGGGCUUCUGCAUGGAAGAUAUAUCAGGGGGCUGGAAGAAUCUGGAGGCUGAAACCUCAAAUUGUCUGUUGUAAUAGCCCAGGUAAGAGAUGAUAAGGCCCUGAACUGGAGAUAUUAUAAAGGAAGAGAGGACAAGAUUUGGGAACUAACUGAAUAUGUGAAGUGAAUCCUUCACACUUCUCCAGCCUACCCCAAGACAGCAGUAAUUCUAUACCCUACCUUGAAAAUUUUCUGCUGAACUACAUAGAGCAGAGAGGACCAAAGCCUAAACUUUGACCAUUGAGCCUAUGAGUUUUGAAGUGACCAUAAUAUUCUCUAAUUAGUUUAGACUAACAAAUGGAGAAGGGUGGGGGAUAUGAUUGUAAAAAAAAACCAGAAUACAUAAAGCACUUCAGAGAGUUGUAGUGACAGAAAACGAUCCUUUUACUUUAUUCUCUCUUGCUAUACACAUUGCUUUUAUGCCUCAAGUAAAUGUUCGUGCUGUUAGAUUGAUGAUUCUUACUUUAUUUGAUAAUAGAGUCUGAUUUACUGAAUUCAUUACUCAAAACAACUCUCACUAAAUUUGAGAAGAGUAACAAAGGGCUCCAAAACCAUGAUUUUUAGAAGCUUCAGGGACCUCAUUGUUAACAAUAGUAAAGUGAGAGAUAAAUUUCUACUCCUUGCUUCUUUCCCUAGAUGAGAUGGCUCAGUGACUCCUUGGAAAGACCACUUACCUAAAUCGCUAUAGAAACCUUAGUGAAGAACCCGAAAAUCUAGUUGAUCAGAUAUAAACAUUUUUUUAGAUACUGGAUCUACCUCUGAACUUCAUAUUACUUUCCCACAUUCCUCAUCCACCCACCUAUGAUCGACUCUCACUGCCUGAGAGAGAGAAAAGGAAAGCAAUCUACUUGUUACUAAAAGGUAGUUUUGCCAGAACUGUUUGAAAGUAGAUGAGAUUCUCUUAGAAAUCACUCCUAUCUUCCAGUACCAAUCAAAGGUUUUUCAAAAGUUGGGAGGUAAUGAGAGAGAUACUAUGAAUAAUAAGAGUACAUAGGGUGGAUGUUAAGAAAUAUGUAGAGUAAGUAAGGAGGUACUCAAAUGUUUGUUCAAUUGAAUUACUUCGAGCUCCAACUAGAAGUCAAUAAUUCAAAAUGUUAAUGGUGGGCACUUCUUCUAGACUCAACUCAGGAAUGAUAAUUCUUAUUAUAAAUGAUGGUACACUGUUCAUUGAACCUGUAUAGCACACUAAAUUAAUUUGAGGUUAAUGAGAAAGCAAAAGGGAAAGAAGUAUCAAGGAAUUGAUUAAAAGCUCACUUUCCAUGCAGUUCUUUAAGUUCUCCUUACAAGACCUAAACCAGCAUAUUGCUCACUUCCUUUCUCAUGUACCUCGCCCUACCCCUAACCUCAGUUCCUAUGCCCCUCUUUUACACUAUGCCCACUUUCAAAUGUGCAAUGAUAGGGUUAAAUCCUGAUACUGUCUCCUAUUCCUUUAGUCCCUGUAUUUUCAUUGCCUUCCCUAAUGGGAGCAACCAGCUGGCUGUUUAUUUCUAGUGCUGCUAAUGUUUCCCAUGCUUUGGGAGAAUUUUAACUUUGUUCAUAGCCCCAUGCAGUCUCAUAUGGAUGGUAAACAACAUUCCCUCUGAGCUUUGUUUUGCUUUUCAAUGUAACCGACCUAUGCAGAUCCUUAAGGAAGAGAAUCAAUCACUUUCCAGAGUCAAAACAAGAAAAGAGGAACAAGGCAGAAAAACAUAUACAAAAUAUUUUUCAGCUUCAUAACAGAGGCUUUAUGUUAUUUUUUAAAAGUAGAUUUCAGGCAUAUAGAUCACCAACUCCCUCCCCCAAAAAAGGGGCCUCAUUUCUAAUCAUCAUUGUUUGUUCAAACACUUCGCAUUUAGAAUGAAAGAACAUUUGCAGAAAAGAGGAAGUCUAAUGAUUCUGCUCCUGAUUAAUGAACAUCGACAGCUGUCAUUUUAACUCCUGGCAGAAUAGUAUAUGUUAUGGACACAAGUAUGGUAUCUAGCUCAUUUUAAUUACAUAUUUGGAAGGGAUUAUUUAAGAAAGAUGGAAAUAGGAAAUAGAUUUUUGCUGUUAUUUCACUUCUAUCAUUAAAUGUUUUAGAGGCAGCUAGAUGGCUUAGUGGAUAGAUCAGGAAAAGUUCUGUUCAAAAGUGGCCUCAGUCACUUAUUAGCAAUGUGAUCCUGAGCAAGUCACUUAAUCUCUAUUUACCUUAGCUUUCUCAUCUGCAAAAUGAGAAUAAUAAGGGCCACUACAUCCCAGAAUUAUUAUGAGGAUCAACAGAGAUAUUUGUAAAGCACUUUAGCUUUUAGUGCCUAUCAUAGAGUAGGUGCUUUAUAAAUACUAGCUAUUUUUUUCUCUAUAUUUUUUGUGUUAUAGUGUUGUUUUUUUGUUUUUGUUUUUCUUUUCCAUUUGGGCAGCUAGGUGGCCCAGUGGAUAUAGUGCCUGGUCUGAAGUUAGAAAAACUCAUAUUCCUGAGUUCAACUAGCCUCAGAUACUUACUAGCUGUGUAACCCUGGGCAAGUCACUCAACCUUGUUUGCCUCAGCUUCCCCAUCUGUAAAAUGAGCUGGAAAAGGAAAUGAUAAACCACUCCAGUAUCUUUGCUAAGAAAACCCCAAAUGAGGUUACAAAGAGUAGGACAAAACUGAAAUGACUGAAUAAUGCCUUUUCAUUCAGUCUCCAUAACUAUACCAUACACAUGAAGUAUAACUAACUUCUUUAGGAAUAAUCACCCCAGUUAAGUGAACUAGUGACCUCAAAAACUCCUAUUCUCUCCCCAUUGCUGAGGCUUAGGAUUUUUUACCUGCCUCCUUGUCCACCUCUUAAUUCCUGCCUGGAGUGGGAUGGAAUACACACAUACAUGCUCAUAUUCACACUUGCAUGAAUCCCAGCUUUUCAUUUAGAUUGAGAGCUAGUUAGUUUGAGAGUCAUUUGCAGUGACACAAUUAGUGUUGUCAAAGGAGGAUUGGUACUAUUAGAAAAGAAAGCAUUGAGCGCAACUAGGUGACUAGUUGAGAGCCAGACCUAGAGAUAGGGAGACACGGGUUUAAAUCUGGACUCAAAUAUUUCCUAUGUGUGUAACCCUGGUGAAAUCACAUUGCCUAGCCCUUGCCACUCUUCUGCUUUGGAACCAAUGCACAGUAUUGAUUCUAAGAUGGAAGAUAGGGGCUUUUUUUUUUUUUUAAGAAAAUAAGGCACCACAGUUGGCAAAUGUAGUGAUAGCUGUUUCAGCACUGAUGUUUUAGAUGAUGAUAGAGUCCCUGCAAUACCGAGAGGGGAGAGCCUUACUUGGAAGAAGUGUGCUUUCCAGUAUCAGUAGAUUUAAUUAAAUUGACCAAUUUGUGGGCCUUCAAGCAUAGAGCCAAAGUAAGACCUUGAUGAAGCUCCAUAAUAGGAAGAAACCUUUGCAUCAUCUAAGAAACGUCUCUGAUGUAAGCAUGUUUUUAGGUUUCUGACCAGAAGCUGCUGGGAUGGAAGUUUCCAAUGUGUACACCUACAGAGCCUUUUCUAAGAUGUCUAUUGAUUUUUAAUAGCAUUUGGUAUUGGGGAGUAGCUUUUCAGUAUAGGUAGAAUCUGUAAGAAGAAGACCUUUCAGAUAACCCUAAGUGAGUCUUUGAAAGCCCAGACCAAAUAGGAAAUGAUCAACUAUAUGUCUUCCCUCUCUUCUUUCCUUCUCUUCUCUUCCCUUCCCUCUCUACCAAUUAAUCAGAUUUUGCCCUUGUAUCCUCUUAUGGGCUCUCCAUCCUUUAACCCUUCCCUCCCUCAGUCAUCCCAAUUGAUGUCAAACCCACAGAGCUCCAACUCUUACCCUAACUCUUGUGAUAAAGUACCCAAGAUAAUGAGAGUCUAGCAUUUCUUUGAAACAUGGAAUCCCUAUUCCUUUGGUCCUUUUUGUACUCAAAGACCCCAUUAGCACCUAUUUGCAAUUUAACAAGUCAGAUCUAAAUUAAAAGAGAAAGAAGCUGAGAGAUAUUGGAAUGGGACUUUUAACACAUCUAUCUGUUUCACAUUGUUAACAGCCAAAACUCCUCAAAGCACUUUGUGCCUGAGAGACUGAAGUGGAGAGAAGCUGUGAGACUUGAUUGCUGUUCUGUAAUGACCCAGGAAAGAGAGUGACCCUGGUCAAAAGUAAUAGAUAGUCACAGAGGAAAGGGAUACAGGAAGAAAGGAGCGAGAACUGGGAAGUAUCACUCAAUUGCCAUGAGCAAUUUUUCCUUUACUCCCUGGAACACCCUUUCCUGCCCUUUGGAGCUUAGUUUCUGUCCCUUAUACAUUCUCUACUUUACAAGAAUUCAGCACUAGUGACCUGGAAAUGGGGACUACAAGUUCCUGCUGUCUUUUAGCUAGUAAGAAGAAGGAUUUCUAUUCUUACUGCUAAGGUAGGAGGCACUAGAGUCCAGGCAUCCCAAACUGGAACUAUGAAUCAUUUUUCUCCCCAAAAUAUUAUUAUUCAUAGUGGCGUGAUCCUGUAUACUAUGCAUACAAUGUAUGCUUCAGAUGUAUUAUAAAUUGUUUUCAUGGGCUGGCCUGAAAAUCUACCAUUAUGGGACAGCUAGGUGGCACAGUGGAUAGAGAACCAGGCCUGGAGUUGGGAUGACCUUGGUUCCUAGAAGUAUGACUCUGGAAAAGUCACUUAACCCUGUUUGCCUAGCCCUUGCCCUUCUGUCUUAGAAUUCUUACUAAGACAAUACAAGGGUUGUUUUUGUUUGUUUAAAAAAAAAGAAAUAAAGAAAACCUACCAUUUAUAAACUAACCCCUAUUUAUUUUUUUAAGGCCCUUACCUUCCAUCUUGGAAUCAAUACUGUGUAUUGGUUCCAAAGCAGAAGGGUGGUAAGGGCUAGGCAAUGAGGGUCAAGUGACUUGCCCAGGGUCACACAGCUGGAAAGUGUCUGGGGCAAGAUUUGAACCCAGGACCUCCCAUCUCUAGGCCUGGAUCUCAAUUCACUGAGACACCCAGCUAAUCCCCUAACCACUAUUUACAACUUAAUCACCAGGUAUAAUUGAAUAAUUGAAAGACAUCUGACUGCAAGUUAAAAGACAUGCCACUCCUAGCCUCACUCCUAACUUAUUAGGGCUUCAUUUUCUGGAUUUCAGUUUCUUCAUCUGUAAAAUCAAGAAGAUUGAACUAGAUCAAGGGUUCUUGACCUUUUUUAUUUAAUGUAUCUUUUUUGGUAGUCUAGGGGAACCACUAGAUGCACUCUCAGAAUAAUGUUUUUAAUGCAUAAAACAAUACACAGAAUUACAAGAGAAAUCAGUUAUAUUGAAAUCAUCAUCAAAAUAUGUUUAAAAGCAAUUCUGGGUUAAGAAUCCCUGACCCUGAUCAUCCCCAGUGUCUCUUCCCACUCAUUCUAUGAAAUGUUCCAAAGUUUCAUGAUUUUAUUAAAUGUUUCCAAAUUGUCCAUUUAUAUACCACUUUUAGAACAGAGUCUGUUGAUAAGAUGGGGGUGCCCUUUGUGGCCUAAAGAAAACACCAUGGGAGAAGAAGAUGGUGGAAAGUAUGGCCUCUCCAACUUGCCUUUUCUUUCCCAUCCUCUGCCCCAAACUUUAAGAGUAUUUCAAACAGCUGCAUGUCUGGAAGGCUCUGAAUCAUUAACUUUUAAUUCCAGGAUGUGUUUUCAUGCAUGGAGAUUUUCAUUUUACAUCUGCAUGUUCAUUCAGACCUAAAAGUCUAUUCACUUUAAUAGCUCAUUACCCUCCUUUCAAUUUUCAUUUGCCUUCACAUCUAGGAUGGAGUAACUAAAAAACGAAGAAGGAUAUAUCUCUACAGGGUUCAAAAGAAGGAUCAGUGCACACAUUCACUUUUUGUCUUUUUUUCCUGUGGACUUUUUAGUAUCCAGGAUGCCAUGAUUGUUCUGUCAUCAUCCCUACUUAAAUCAUGGGCCUAUUAUAGUAGAAGACUUGUUUAGUAUUUUAAUGGUGUUUAUGAGUAACCAGACUCUUUUUGAAAAAUAACUUAUCUUUUCAAGAAUAUCACUUUUAGGGGAAACUAGGUAAUACGGGAUUAGAGCAGCAGGCCUGGAGUAAGAACUGAAUUCAAAUUUAGCCUCAGACACUUCUAGCUAGAUAACCCUGGGCAAGUCACUUAACCCUGAUUGCCCAGACCUUGCCACUCUUCUGUCUUAGAAUGAAUACAUAUAUCACUUUUAUAUAUAACUUACACAUGUAUGUAUAGUAUAGAAUCUACAUACAUAUAUCUCAUAUGUUUACAUUGUUUUUCACAAGAACAAAUCCCAGAAUCUGAAAUCAUUGUAGAAAGAAAUUUAUUGGGUCAUUUGGGAGAGGGUGAGAGUGAGAGUGUGUGUAUGUGAGAGAGAGACAGAGAGUGAGAGAGAGAGUGAAUGAGAGACAGAGAAAGAGACAGAGAGUGAGAGAGUGAGACAGACAGAGAGAGAGAGUGAGUGACAGAGAAAGAGACAGAGAGUGAGAGAGUGAGACAGAUAGAGAGAGAGAAAGAGAGUGAAUGAGAGACAGAGAGACAGAGAGUGAGAGAGAGUGAGAGACAGAGAAAGAGACAGAGAGUGAGAAAGAGAGAGAGAGAGAGAGAGAGAGAGAGAGAGAGAGAGAGAGAGAGAGAGAGAGAGAGAGAGAGAGAGAGGUUGGCUCUCUCUCUUGGUCUGGAAAGUUUAUAAGAUUUGGACAAAGGCUUCUACACAUGUCACACAGGAAACACGUGAAGGGGACCCAAAACACAAACCUGGGUAGACCCAAAACAACUCUGGGUGUAGAGACAAAUAAAAAUGUUUUGGGUGAAUCCAGGACCUGGGGGAACCCAAAAUACCCAGGAGGCAUCUCACACAUUCCUGGAGUGUUACUAAAAUCAGGUGACAUUUUGGGUGCAAGCAACCUCUCAUCACAUAAAGUUAAUCCCAAAUAUUAUUAAUAAAUAAUCCAUAGCAUGUGUGUUUAUGUCUAUAUAUGCAUAUAUAAAUAUAUACAUAUAAGUAUAAAUAUAUUUUAUUCAGAUAAGUAUAUAUAUAAAUAUGGGACAGAGAAAAAUUCAAGUAUUAUAAAUAAAUAAUCAUAGUAUGUGUGCAUAUAUAGAAGUAUAUCCACAUAAGUUUAUAUGUUUAUAUUUAUUUAUAUAUACUUUUCGGGGGGGGGGGGAGAAAGAGAGAGAGAUUCAGCCUAUUCCUCUGACCUACGUAGGAAUUAUUUUAAACUAGACCAUUGUACUUAAUAAAAAUACAAACAUACCUCAGCUGAACUAGUUGUAAGAAAAUAGGACCUUAGCUAAAACUGGGUGAAAUGGGGGCAUUCUGUAGGAAUAGGGCCAAACUGGAAUAUCCCCACUGGGGGCUCAGAGAAUCAGAGAAUAUAUGAGGUGUGGUCAUCUCAGGUACCAGUGGCCUCUGAGCUAGGAGAAAGCAGAAAGGAAACUCCAGGGUGGCCUCUCCUGAGCUUAAUGAAGGCCAGAGGAAGUCAUGGUAGAAAAUGAGCUGACCUGUUCUCUGAUGAUCAGCAUAAUUUAUAGCAGGAUUAGAAUGGGAGUGGGGAUGGGCAUUAUUGUACAAUUCAUUUUGCAGGGGCAAUGUUGAAUAGGCUACAUCAAUAAACCAUUUAAAAUGUAUUGAUAUAAAUGUAACUGAUAACAAAUGGAAUCUCUUUUAAGUGGCCAUGCUAUCUAUUGUGUCUAUAAGUUAGAAUGACUUCCCCUCGGUUUACCUGAAACAAGUCUAUAAAAUAAUAAUAACACAUUCUUGUUGUCUACCUCCUCUCUUCCUCCCCAUUCCUGGCGUUUGGGGAGCAGUUCUACAGGGUUAUACAUGUAUUAUCACUCAGAACCUAUUUAUCUGUUAUUCAUUUUUGUAAUAAUCUUUUAAAACCAAAACCCCAAGUCACAUACCCAUAUAAACAAGUGAUACUGAUUUCUAAUUCUUUGACAAGCAUUUAUUAACUAUGUGACCUCACUUAACCAUUAUCUGCCUCAAUUUCCUCAUCUGUAAAAUGAGAUAAUAAUAAUAAUAACUACUUUAAGAUUGUUUGAAGGACCAGAAAUAGCAUAUGUAAAGCACUUUACAAACUCUGGGAAUGGGGAGGGAAGAGAGGAGGUAGACAACAAGAAUCAUGUAACCAUGGGAAAAAUUAAAAAAUAAAACCUAAAAAAAAGAGAAAGAGAAUUAGAAAUUAGGGAUUCCUGAUUCCUAAUCCCACAAUCUAGCCACUGCACCACCCAGCUGCACUCAAUCUGUGUUUUAACGUGCUUACUGAAGCAUUUGAUUUGGAUUUCCAACUAUUCAAUGAGGAUCUGAAAAUUCAGAUCUUGGAGAGAUUUUAAAGGUCAUUGAAUCCAACCCUUCAAGAAAUGAGGAAACUGAGGCCCAUAGAGCUAAAGAGACUUGGCCCAAGGUUAGUAGAGCUGAAAUCUUCAGGUCUCUCUUGGGGCUUCUGACUCCAAAUGUAGAAUUUUUCACACUGCACCACAUAAGUCCCUCAUUUUAAACGCAAGAAAACGAAUGUUUGAGGGGUGGGCUAAAUGACUUACACAGAGGAAAACAGGUAAUAAGGAACUCAGCUUCUUAAAAUUUAAAUCCAGUGUUUAAAAAAGAACCAACCUUUAAGUUGCAUGCAUCUGAGGUAGUCUAAAUCAUUUAGAUUUAGGGGCAGCUAGUUGAUACAGGGCAUAAAGAGCAGGCUGUGAAGUCAGGAAGAUUAAUCUUUUGGGGUUCAAGCCCAAAUUCAGACACUUAUUAACUGUGUGAUCCUGGCCAAGUCAUUUCACCCUGUUUGCCUCAGUUUCUUCAUCUGUAAAAUUAAGCUAGAGAAGAAAAUGACAAACCAUCUUUACAAACGAAAUCUCAAAUGGGAUCAUGAAGAGUAGAACAUGACUGAACAAACAACAACAAAUCACUUUGCAGAUAUUCAAAUACUGGGAGGUUUCUUGAGUGAUAUUUUUAAUUAGUGACUAAAGGGAUGCUUUCCAUUGGUUUUAGAACUGACAACAAUAGAGUAGGGCAUUAAGAAGAACUCUGAUUUGUUCUACUUUUCAAAUGAAUUAUCAGAAGCAUUCAGAGUCAUUAAUGUGACUUUGUAACUGCUGUAAUGUAACUUUCAACUGCUAAGAGUUCUUCUUGGUCCAGUACAGAGCACAAGGACAUGUUAAUGGUAAGAGUAGCAAAACCAUGCCCAACAUAUAUAAUGAGUAUGUAUAAAAUAUGGAUGAGAAAAAGUAUAAUGAGCAGGAAUGUCUUUUUUCUAAAAAUGCUUAACUUGUAUCUUAGAAUCAAUACAGUGUAUUCGUUCCAAGGCAGAAGCAGUGGUAAGGUUGGUGGGGUUAGGUGACUUGCCCAGGGUCACACAGGCAGGAAGUAUCUGAGGUUAUAUUUGAACCCAGGACCUCUCUUCACUAGGCUUGGCUCUCAAUCCCCUGAGCCAUCCAGCUACCCUCAUAAAUGUCUUUCUAUAUCUAGCUGACAAAGGAGUGAAGGGAAAUAAUGAGGUUACUAUUUUAAUAAUAAUAAUGAUAAUGAUUUGAAGACCAGGCACUGCAAAGUAAUAACUUUUUUCUAAUGUAUUACAUCUGGGCUAAGCCUUUUUUUAUCCUAACUGUCAUUCCAUAUUAAUAUCCCUUGCAUUUUAUUGGCACUUAAUCUAGACACACAUCUCUGCAAAAUGUAUUUUCAAAGUACAGAAUAGCAGGGCAAGUGGGGAAAAACACUUAGCUGUCCCUUUAACUAACCUCCCUGUUCAGAGAUGUCAGUUACAAUGUGGGAAUGAUGUGGAGAAUGAUUAUAUUUUCAUUGUGAAUUAAUAAAUAGGAUAAAAGGUAUCAGAGGAGAGAAAGUGACUGAAUGAAUAGAUUAACAAAUUUUCCUGAGAGGUAGCCUAGUGCAGUGAAUCUAGAAGUAGAUUUAAAGUCAGAAGAGGCUGGUCAGAUCCUGCCUCUGACAGACAGUGGCUGCAGGACCCUCAGCUGGCUAGUCUCUUAAUGGCUAAGUGCCCCAGGCAAUUCUCCAAGAUUAAAAAAAAAAAAGUGGCAAAACCACAUUAAUACAGGAAGUCCACUUAACCCUCAUUGCCUAGCCCUUACCACUCUUCUGUCUUAAAAAAAAAAAUAGAGGAAGUCUACUCCUGAGACAUGACAGGUCUGGGGGGUUGGGAAGGUAGGGGAAGAAUAUGCAGAUCAGGGUGAGAGGUACUUUUGUAUAUGGAAGACUUCUGUAAAAACAGAGAUUGGGGGCAGCUGGGUAGCUCAGUGGAUUGAGAGCCAGGCCUAGAGAUGUGAGGUCCUGGGUUCAAAUCUGACCUUAGAUACUUUCCUGGUCAAGUCACUUAACCCCCAUUGCCUAGCCUUUACCACUCUUCUGCCUUGGAAUCAAUACACACUAUUUGAUUCUAAGAUGGAAGGUGAGGGUUUUAAUAUAAAUAAAUAAACAAACACUGAUGGCAUAGUACACUAGCAUGUGAGGACACACAGAUUCAAAUCCCUAUUGUUGUUUAGGAUCAUAGAUACAUAGAUUUAAAAUCCUAGGAUCACAGACUUAGAGCUAGAAGAUGCUUUAAAAUUCAUUGCUUCCAGUGGUAUUAAACAAAGAGGAUCUCUGCAACUGCAUCUUGACUUAGAAAGCCACUUAUUAACUUUUUCUAGGUUCUAUUUUAUUUUUGUUAAAUAUUUCCCUGUUACAUUUUUAUUUAAUUUUUUCCUCAAUUAUACAUAAACAAAAAAUUUAACAUUUUUUAAAAUGUUUAUGUUUCUUCCUCCCCUCCAAGCAAUUUUAUUUAGAUUAUACAUAAGGAGCCAAGCAAACUAUGUUUUACAUUUAAUUUUUAUUUUUUCUCAAUUCCAUGUAAACAAAACUGUUUAUAUUCUUUUUAAAUUUUUUGAGUUUCAACUCUCCUCUUCCCCCUUCACUGAGAAUACAAGCAAUUUGAUAUAGUUUAUGCAAAAAAAAAUUAAUUUCUUAAUUUUAAAUUAAACAAAUUAAUUUGUUUGUUUUUUUAUUUGGGGUAUGAUACAUUUUAAUCUUGUCCUUGCAGUUGCCCUGUAUGUUUCAUACUUCUGAUCUAGUCCAACCUCCUUAUUUGUCAAAGAAAGAAAUAGGCCCAGAAAGGGUAAGGGAACAUCUAAGAUUGUAAAGGCUUCCAAAGGUAGAGCUGGACCAAACUUUAGGAAUCAGCCCCUUCUUACCAUAUUGAAUCACAACCUGUAUGACUUUGGUUAAGGCAUAUGAUCCCUCUAAAUCUAUUUCCUCAUCUAUAAAGCAAUGGGAAAUAUGCUUUCCCUGCCUAUCUCACACAAUUGUUGGAGGAAAAGCACUUUGAAAAUCAGAUACCAUUAAGAAUACUUUUAGGGGCAGGUAAGAGGCUUAGAGGAUUGAGAGCCAGGAGGUCCUGGGUUCAAAUUUGAGCUUAGCCAGUUUGUAGCUGUGUGACCCUGGGCAAGUCACUUAACCCCCAUUGCCCCAUUGCCUAGCCUUUACCACUCUUCUGUCUUGGAACCAAUACACAGUAUUGAUUUUAAGGUGGAAGGUAAGGGUUUAAAAAAAAAAAAGGAAUUAAGAGGUUAAGUGAUUUGUCUAGGCUCACCCAGAUGAUAUGCUUCUGAAGUAGGACAAAAAUCCAUGUCUUUCUGAUUCUGAGCACCAAGCCUGGAGUUGGGAGGGGUUAGUUCAUCUGGGGCCUUCAACACUUUCUAGCUGUGUAACCCUGGGCAAGUCUUUUAAGCCCAUUUUCCUAACCUUUGCCCUUCUGUCUUAGAAGUGUUACUAGGAAAGAAAGUAAAGCUUUAAAAAUGUUUUUAAAAGAAAGAAGAAGAAAAAGAGUUGAUACUAAGAUAGAAAUAAGGGCUUGUUUGUUUUUUAGGAAUACUUUUAAUUAGGAGUCACAACCCUAACCCUAGCCUUUGUAAACCACAGUCUAACUUUUUAACUCUGUAUUUAAAUUUUUCAGAGUUUGAUGUCUUCAAUAUGCAUGAUUGAGGUCUGUCAGUGAAUAUCUGUAGCCUGUGCUAGAGCAUCAUGGUACAGGACAAUGGUGUCAAGGUCAAAUAGAAAUGAGAUCCCUAUUGGUCCCAUAUUGACUUAAAAAACUAUGAAUUUCUAUUUAUUUUGUUGACUAUUCCCAAAUUGCACUUUAAUCUAAUCUAGCCCACAGCAGAGAAUUUUGUACCUAUGCAGUAGUACAGUAGUUCUCAGUUCUUUUUGGUCUCAGGAUCCCCUUAUACUCUUAAAAAUUAUUAAAGGCCCCAAAGAACAUUUGUUUCUGUGGCUUAUAUCUAUCAAUAUUUACUCUAAGAAUUAAACUGAUAAAACUAUCAAAUAUUAAUUUCUGUUAAAUAAUGAUAAAGUUAUUAUAUGCUAACAUAAACAAUAUUUUAUGAAAGAUAAUUAUUUUCCAAAACAAAAAAAUUAUCAGAAGAGUUACAUUGUUUGGUUUAUUUUGCAAAUCUCUUUAAUGUCUGAAUUAAUAGAAGACAGCUAGACUCUCAAAUCUGCUUCUGUGUUCAAUCUGUUGUGAUAUGUUGUCUUGGUUUUGAAGUAUUUGAAAAAAACUUAUAGUUAUGUAGUUAGAAAAGAGAAGAGUUUUCUAUUGGCAAAAAUCAAAUAAUGUUAUGAAACCCUCCCCCCAAAAAAUGCUAACUCUUUCUCCCCCCCCCCAACUUCCCAUGAGUCUUUGGUCCACACUUUGAGAAUUGCUGAUGUAGUGGUUAAAGGGUCAGGAUUGGAGUCAGGAUGAUCUGGGUUCCAGACCUGCCCCCAACACAUACUAGCUGUCACUUAACCACUCAGUCAAUAUACCCCAGACAACUCUGCAAAUGGUAAGAAGUUAUAAAUGACUCACCAAUCUCCAUCUACAGGAGUUUCCAGGCCAGAGAAUUCCAUACAUUACUAAAAUCAUACAUCUAGACCCAUCCAGUAAUCUGUACUCAUGAAAUGAUUGGCUGUUUGAAGAAAUAGUUUAUAAUGGAUUUGUAUCAGUGUUGGAAUGAAUCCUUUUUUAUUAUGUUUUUGUCAGCUAGUAACAUCUCCUACCCAUGGUAUCAAAAGUGAACCCAUAGAAUCACUGAAUUUCAGAGCUGAAAGGGACAUUAAAGGACAUUUAGUCAUUUUGUUUAAUCAAAAAGUCAUUAGGACCAGAAAAGGGAUGCAACUCACCUAUGACUCACAGCUCAUUCGCCCUACGUGAGGCCUGGAAUCCAAAUCUCUUGGCUCCUAAUGUAUUUUCCAAAAUCACUUUAUAAUAAAUCUCAAAAAAGGCCAUUCCAUCCCUUAAGCUAUUGUACAAAUAAUCUUGAUAAGCAGAAUAAAGAAACAGAUUUACUACUUUAUUGCAACAAAAGUGAGCCUGACUCCCUAAAUCCCACAGCAUCUGAAUAGAACUCCCAUUUUUAAUUAGUAUAGCUAAAUUCUAAAAUCAUUUAAAUUAAGCUAUUAUCUCAUUUAUUUUAAUUAUAUUUUAUUUUUCCCCAACUACAUGGAAAAACACUUUUAACAUUUAUUUUUUUUUUAUUUUGAAUUUCAAACUGAUCUCCCCUUUUACCCUCCUUCCCCCUCCCUGAAAUGGUAAGGAAUCUGACAUAGAUUUUACAUGUACAAUCAUUGAAAACAUUUUCCUACAUUAGUCGUUUUAUAGAAGAGAACCUGAACAAAAAAAAAGCAGAAGAAAGCAAAAUAUAGUAUGUUUUGGUCUGCAUUUAGACUCUAUCCGUUCUUCCUCUGGAGGCAGGUGGUAUUUUUCAUCAUGAAUCUUUAGGAUUGUCUUGGAUCACUGUAAUGCUAAGAAAAUCUAAAUCAUUCACAUUUGUUGCUCAUAUGAUAUUGCUGCUACUAUGUUCAUUGUUCUUCUGGUUCUGCUUACUGCACUUUGCAUCGGUUCAUGUAAGUCUUUCCAGAAAUUACAUUGAUUUUAUUUAUGUUGUUAUCCAUGAGAGUUGUUAGUGUUGAUAUAGUUGAACUUAUUAGAAUGGUUAGAAGUAAGGGUUUAUGAUUGAAGUAGCAAAGGAAUAUUUGGUUUUCAAAUAAAUUAAUGCAAGAGUUCUUAUCUUCGUUUUGUUAGGCUGGAGUAAUUUCUUUGGAAUAACCCCACUUUACAGCAAAAACAGCUACAUUGUAUCUUACAAGAAAUGCUGACUUCCACUUCUUUUCAGCAUUCAUUUCCAUUUAUCCCCAAGUCUUGGGGAUAUUGAAUAUAGUUGACCCUCAAUCUCUUGCUCACUUGAUCAUAUCCUUCCAGACUGCCUAUGAUUCCCCUAUUCUCCCAGUCUCUUCCUAAUGCAUUUCUAUUUCUAAUCUCUUUUGAUUCUUCAAUUUAAGAAAUGAAAGGCAGUGUCUCUGAAUCAGGCUGACUGAAUCAGGGAGAUGAUGGUACUCUUGACAAAAAUAAAGAAGUUUGGAGGAGAGAUUGGUUCUUGAGAGAGAAAAAAAUAAUGAGAUGCAUUUUGGACAUUAGUUAGAGAAGCCUAGGGGACAUUGAAUGCAAAAAAAAAAAAGUUAAGAGUUGGAAAGGAACUCAGAAAUCAUUCAGUCUGUAUACAAAUGGACUUCAUUUUUAUUUAUUUAUUUUAAACCCUUACCUCCAGACUUACUAUCAAUUCUAAGACAGAAGGGUGGCAAUAGCUAGAUAAUUAGGAUUAAGUGACUUUAUCCAGGGUCACACAGCCAGGAAGUGUCUGAAAUCAUAUUUGAACCCAGGUCUUCCCAACUCUAGGCCUGGCACACUAUCCACUAAGCUAAGUAGCUUAGUGGCCCCAACUUCAUUUUAUAGAUAAGGAAAUUGAGACUAAGAGAUGAAGUGAUUUGUCCAAGGUCAUAUACACACAAUUUUUUAGUGGCACAACUAGAACCAGUAUCUAGUUCUCCUUAUUUCUAAGCCAGCUCCCUUUCUACUUACAACUCUGUUCCCUGCUUCUAGACAUUCAAGGAGGGACUGGUGAAAAUAUCUGGAAAGUAUUCAAUUUUUAAAAGGGGGGGGUUCAGGAUAAUGCUUAGGCUAAAUAGAAUUCUCAAAUGGAAAAUCAAGAGUUUCUUUUGGCUCCAUCUUCAGUUUUUUAUGUGGUCUCUCCAAUAGUGAAGACCAUGACAUGCAAUCAACUAAAAGGUGAGAAGAUGGGUCACAAACCAUUCUCACUGUGAAAUUUGUCUCUAAUACAACCUCACCUACCCUCAUUUCCCAACAUUGCUCAACUCCAUCUUCUUCCCCCUGCAAUACAAAUUCCCACCCUCCUCUCUUCCUAGAUGACCAUUGUCCCUUCAGGAUAAUUAUAACCUUAACCUAUUUAGGCAUCCAUGUAGAAGCAACUACACAGGUACCCAGAAAUCACUGGGAAAAAUCCCACCUCUAGAUUCUUCCCCUCUGUCACAGAUUACCUUAUAUCUGCAAAAGAUGCCUCCUGGAGGUAUAUAUGUAUAUGGAGUUCUAUGCUAGUGGAAUAGAGCAGAGAUCAACAAGGAAAGGAAAGAAAAGCCCUGUCUAUCCAUAGCCGCCCCCCAAAUAUUUAGUUUUGGGUGAGACAGAAUGAGUCACAGCAUAAGUAGGUAUGAGUGGAUUGUGAUCUGUGUUGCUUAGAUGAUUUACAUUCCUUUCCAACCCCCCCAGCCCCCUCCAAGUCCAUCUCUCUUCCAAACUCCUAUAUUGCCUUUGACAGCCUCACCAUCCUUCUUGUCACCCAAGUUAUCACAACCUCAUUGUACCCUUUUCUCUAUUUACGUAUAGGAUGCCACUCUUUAGUUUGGGCUAUUUUAAUAGCCUCCUAAUUGGUCUCCCUGUCUCAUCUCUUCUUUGUAAUCCAUUCUUCACACAGAUGCCAAAGAAAUUAACCUAGAGUUUGGGUCUCUAUUGACCGUAGGAUCACAUUUCAUCUUUUUUUAUUAUCUACUUGUAUGUAAAUUGUAUAAUGUAAUUAUUGUUCAUAAGUAUGUAUAAUUUAUUAAUAAGUAAAUAGACACAACACAUUGAAGAUGCAUGCUCAAAAAUUUAUUUUUGUAAUGGUAGUGGUAAGUCAUCCAAAAAGUUCAGAGGCCAAUGGUCUAAAGCAAACAUAUUAUACUAGCUUAGUACUUAAGGAUUUGCAAAAGUCACUCAAAGAGAAAUUGACCUGCCAAGUAUCAACUGUACUUUUUUGCUUUAUAAAACAUAAAAUUGUUUAAAUAAUAAUUUAGUUGGGAGGUAUAUACCACCAAAGGGAGAGUGAAUCUAGAUUUUUGAUUAGUGGAAUGAUGGGAAAGAAUGAUGGUUUUGUAAUUAGAAGACCCCUGAUUCAAAUCCCAGGUCUUCCACUAGCGAUCUGCUCAACCUUGGGCAAAUCACUUGGUAUUUCAAACCUCAGUCUCCUCAUCUGUAAAAUGAGGUUUUUGCAUCAAAUAAUUUCUAAAGUUAUUUCCAACUCUAAGCCUAUGAUUAUAUGUUGCAUUUUUUUCUACAGGCCCAAUCAAUGCAGCCACCUAUUUUUUGGAGCGAGCCUAUGGCUAAGGGAGAUUAGUUAAUAUCCAGUGUUAAAAUUUUGAUUGAAAGCUAUUUCAUCUGAAAGAUAAAGUGUGGUUAAAAGAAAUUUUUAUACUGUAUACUUUUUUUUCACUUGUUCUAUUUAAGGCUGAAAAAUUUUAUAAGGGACUCAUCCUUUAAAUGUCAAUGAUGCCUCUUCUGAGAUAGACCAAAGUUUUGGCAUCCUUAAAGUAAUGCCUUUUCAGACCUUUAAGUUGUGUCCAAUUCUUUAUGACCCCAGUUGGGGUUUUCUUGGCAAAGAUACUGGAGCAGUUUGCCAUUUUCUUCUCCAGCUCAUUUGACAAAAUGAGGGAACUGAGGCAAACAGAUUGAAGUGACUUGCCCAGGAUCACAUAGCUAAUAAGUAUCUGAGGCCAGAUUUGAACUCAGAUUUUCCUGACUCCAGCCCUGGCCCUCUAUCCAUUGUGCCACUUAUCUGCCUUUAAAGUAAUGCUAGAUGCUAUAGCUUACAAAAAAGAUAAUCCUCUUUUGCUGUGUCUGCACAAUACCAUUUCUGAUCAUCACAACUAAUUCUGCCUAAGUCUUUUUGAAUUGGCCUUUUGGCAAGUUAGGGUUUAAUAAAAGAAAAUGAUUCUCUUUACCUCAGAAUGCUAAUGCAGUAGUAUCUUUAACUGGGUCUCCAAAAGUGAAGAAUAGGAGUUAUUGGUGUUGGUGGUGUUGUCAUUGUUGUUCAGUCAUUCAGUCAUGUCUGACUCUUUGUAACCCUGUGGACCAUAGCUGACCAUGAGGUUUUCUUGUCAAAGAGACUAGGGUGGCUUACCAUUUCCUUCUUCAACAGAGCCAAUGGACCCUUUGGCCAGAGAAUCAGAGGUUAAGAGUCUUGUCCAAGGACUAGACAAAUUCCAGAGACUCACCAACUGCCUCCUUAGAAGUUGUGUGUGACAUGUAUGUGCAUAGUGUGCAUGUGUAUGCAUAUAUACACAUAAGUACAUACAUGACAUCCACAUGUGUGUGCAUAUGAACAUUUUUUUCUUGUUAAGUCUUUGAGGAUGAUCUCUUGGAACUAUUCUACUAUGUUCCCUUUAUAAAAUCUUUGAAAAUCAAAAUACUAGUAUAAAUAGGUAUAAUGGGGCAGAGUGGAUUGGAGUCAGAGACUCUUGGUUCAAAUCCCAUUACUGAUACUAUUUAUGUGACUUCAGGCAAUUCACUAAAACUCCCUAAGCCUCAGUUCCUUAUCUGUAAAGUAAGGAAGUAGAGGUACCUUCUAGCUCUAAAUCUGGAAUUCCAAGCAGAGAGGGUUUGGGAGGAAGAUCCCGUUCCCAGUCAUCCUCAGACAGAGUCCAAAUGUUACAUCUCAUGCCCCUACACAGUCUGGGAGUUUCUGACAUCUGAUUAGUCCCUUCUAUGGCAAAGAGAGUUAGGCCAGUAUACUUAUCAGAUGACAGUGUUCCUUUUCAAAUGAGAAUAAUAGAUUUUCUUCGUCUUCGUGUUUUCCAAAGGAAGGAAGCAGCUGGGAGAAAGAUUAAUUUGCCUGUCUCUUAUCUUGAAAUAAAAGAACUUUGUGAUAUAUUAGAUAAUAAGGUAACAAAUUAACUUUACAAUUAGCAAAAGUAACUUGGGUUCUAGAAAUGCUGUUGUAGAACUGUCAGAGAGUGAUGAAUCACUGGUGCCAAAAGCAUCUUGUAGCAUACUCAGGGAACAAAUCGCCAGGAGGGGAAUGGCAUUAAAUAAUCUCCUUCACACUAACAGUUUUGAAAUGAUAAGACCAGCUCUUAAAUCCAUCAUGCGAGAAAGCCUAGAGGAGAGCAAACUUGUCGCUUCAGUCUAGAUUGUACUUGUCACUUCAGUCCUGACUUUAUGCAUUGGGUAGUAUUAGGUUCUUAUUGUGUAUGUUUAACUAUUGACAGGAAAUAUAUUCUCUCAUGAGCUAACACCAUGCCUAUAUUUAGCCAUUAAAGUGAGUAGGAGGGGAAGAAGCAUAGAAUGAUUCCUAAUUCAAACCCAAACCUUACCCAUCCUUUAAGAUCUUACUCAAUGAUAAUAUAUGUAUAACCCAGUGAAAUUGCUUGUAAACUGUGGGAGAUGGGAGGAAAGAGGAGAAAGAGACAACAAGAAUCAUUUAACUAUGGAAAAAAUUAAAAAUAAAAUAAAAAACAAACAAACAAAAAAACCUUACUCAAGCCCCAUUUCCUCUCUGAACUCUUUAAAGCUGUACUCUGGCACUCACUGAUUGUGUGAAUUUGAGACAAGUUGUUUAAUUUUGUUGUUGUUCAGUCAUGUCCUGCUCUUCAUGCCUCCAUUUAGAUUUUUUUUUUUUUGGCAAAGAUGCUGGAGUGUUUUGCCAUUUCCUUUUCCAUUCCAUUUUACAAAUGAGGAAACUGAGGCCAACAGGGUGCCUCACCAGCAUCGAGGCCAGAUUUGAAUUCAGAAAAAUGAGUGUUCCUGGCUCUAGGCCCAGCACACUAUCUACUGUACCCCAUAGCUGCCCCCAAAUCAUUUACUCACUUUUCCAUGUGCAGAUUUUUCUCAGUCAAGUAUUUAUUAAACAUCUAAUAUGUGCCAGGAAUUGUGCUAAGCCCCCAGAAAUUGAAAUAUAAAAGCAAAACAGUACUGCCCUUAAGGAGCUUACAUUCUGUCUUCAUAUAUAUACAUAUAUAUAUAAAAUAUAUAUAAUGAUGUAGUUAAUAAAGGGAUAGACUUGGAGUCUACCCCUGAGUUCAGAGAAGCCCUGAGAUCAAAUUUUGCUCUAGAUAAUUAAUAGCUAUGUAAUUCAGAAAAAGGCAUUUAACACAUCAACAUUUUUCCAGUAAAAUGGGGUAGUAUACCUGACAAGGUUAUUGGGAGGAUUGAUAUAAUUUAUGUAAUAUAAUAUUCAAUAUACAAUAUAUGACACAACAUAAUACCUAAGGUACUUUGCAAGGUUUAAAGCACUAUAUAAAUGCUAUUAUGUCAAUAUAUACAAAAUAAACUCAAAAUAAGCACAAUAGUUUAGGAAGGAAGAAGCACUAGCAGUGGGGAUUCAAGAAAGGCUCCUCCAUGAAUACAAUUGUGCUAUAAGAAAUGAUUGAACAAGAUGGUUUCAGAGAACCAGGAAGACUUAUGUGAAGUGAGGAGAACAUUGUACACAGUAAUAUAAUAGCAAUAUUGUAAAGAUAAUCAACUGGGAAGGAUUUAGCUAUUCUCAGCAAUACAGAGAUCCAAGAUGAUCUGUAAGGACCAGUGAUUAAGAAGGCUAUUCACCUCCAGAGAGAACUGAUAAACUCUAAAGGAAGACUGAAGCCCAAUUUUUUAAACAUACUUUAUUUGUGUUUUCUUGUACAAUGUGGCUAAUAUGGAAAUAUGUUUUGAAUGACUUCAUAUGUAUGAUCAAUCUCAAAUUGCUUUCUCAAGGAAUGAGGGGAGGGGUAGGAUAUAAGAAGAAUAUUUGGAACUCAAAAUUCUUAAAAAUGAAUGUUAAGGGGGCAGCUGGGUGGUUCAGUGGAUUGAGAGCCAGGCCUUGAGAUGGGAGGUCCUAGGUUCAAAUUUGGCCUCAGCCACUUCCUAGCUGUGUGACCCUGGGCAAGUCAAUUAGCCCCCAUUGCCUAGCCCUUACCACUCUUCUGCCUUGGAAUCAAUACACAGUAUUGAUUCCAAGAUGGAAGGUAAGGGUUUAAAAAAAAUAAAUGUUAAAAAAAUUUACAUGUGAUUAGGAAUUAUUAUUUUAAAUAAAUAAAAAUAUUUUAAAGGCUCCAUGUAGGAAGGUUAUGCUAAAGCUGAAUCUUGAAAGAAGUAGUGUAUUCUGCUAGCUAGAGAUGAGGAGAGAGAGAUUGUAAGAGACAAAGUGAAGUAGUUGAUAGAAAGCAGGCUUUGAAGUUAGGAAGAACUGUGUAAACCUAGACUAAACUAGACUAGACUACGUUACACUAGCUUAUACUUAAAAUCUCUGUUCCCCAGACAACUGUAAGAUUCUUAAAUUGCAGAGUAAGUGCUAAUAUCUCCAUUGCUUAGAAGGAGUUUCUUCAUAGGGAGUUCCCUACACCAAGGAAAAACAAUUAUAGACAGAUGCACAUAUACAUAUACAUCUAUGUGCAUGUAAUGUAUGCAAAUGUGUGUGAGUGUGAGGGGAGGGAGCAAAUAGGUAGCUCAAUAGAUAGACAGCCUGGCCUAGUAAUGGGAGACCCUAGGUUCAAAUUUGACCUCGGACCCUUUCUAAUAAGCAAGUCACUUAACCUCAGUUACCUAGCCCUUGUCUCUCUUCUGUCUUAGAAUCAGUACUUAUUAUCCAUUCUUAGAAAGAAGGUUAGGGUUUAAAAAAAAGAAAAAGAGAAAACAAGGAGGUUAAUUACAGUGUGUAGGGGUCAAGAUAGCAAUUUAAAGUUAAUUCAACAAAUUUUAAAUACCUGCUAUGUACCGGGCACUGUGCUUAAUUAAAUCAGUCUUUCUUGAAUUAAGAGUUGGAGGUUAAACUUCACCUUGAAAAGGAAGCUAACAAAACAAGUUCACAUUCAAGGAAGAGGUAAAUAUGAAAGUCCAUUCCAUUUCUCAACAUGGAAGAGAACUUCAUUUUCCCAACAUAAAAACUGGCAAAAAUGAAACUUAAUGUUCUCCUGUCUGCUAUUGCUCUUGGAAUGAACAAAAUAUCUUGUAUUUUCAUGGAAUCAUGGAAUGUUGGAACUAGAAGAAACUUAAAUCAAUCAGCCCCUCUUCAUUUAUCACAUAAAGAAACAGAAACCUUGAGAAGUCAAAUGGGCUGGUUAAGGCCACAUAAAUGGACAAAAGGAAGAUGGCCUAGUAAAAAGAGGAAACUAGACUCAGCACUGAAAAGCCAAAGUUUGCAUUCCAACUUUGGAAUCCACUAGUUGUGUGACUAAAGGCAAGUUACAAUCUCUCUGAGUUUCCCCACACAUAAAAUGGAAAUGAAAAUUUCAUAUCUCUUACUUCAUAAAGUUUCAGAAAGGAAAGUUCUUCAUAAAUCUUAAAGCAAAACAUGAUUGUGAUCCAUGGUGAUGGCACCUAUCCAUGGUUGAUGAAACUUCUUGAGGCUGUACAACUUCCCAAGGAAGUGGCAAUAAUCCACUGUAGAUCACACACAGGGGCUAAUGAUCGUGUGUCUUUAGGAAACCAUAGAGCUGACAUUACAGCAAAAUUUGGAGCUAGAGAAGGACCUUUUCAUGUAUUGAAUUUCUCAAUAGUUGAACAGGACAAUCUCACUGAUGCCUAUAAUGAGCAGGAAAUUCAAUCAUGGAUAAAGAACUUAGGAGCAAAACAAAUAAGAGGAAUAUGGUUUUCGCAACUAGGCAAGCCCAUUCUGCCUAAAAAUUUAUUUUAAUCACAUGUACAAUGCAAUACAUGCACAAGGGCACUGUGGAACCCAAGCUGUGAUCGAUUCAGUGAGACGAUUUUUAACUGCACCAGGAAUAUCCUCAUAUGCUAUAAGAAUUUGUCAAAAAUGUAAAAUUUGUAUGCAAUUCAAUCAGGGAGUUUAUAAGACCAAAAGCUUAGGAGGUCGUCCCUUAGCAUAUACUCCAUUUGAAUUUAUACAGAUAGAUUUUAUCAAUAUGCCAAAAGACAAAGGGUUUAAGUAUUGCCUUGUCAUCAUAGACAGACUGACUAGAUGGCCAGAAGUUUUUCCUUCCAAAAAGAACAAUGCAGCAUUUGUGGUCAAAAUCCUAUUAAAAUAAAUCAUACCUAGAUUUGGGAUUCCCUCAAAAUUGGACUCAGACCGUGGAAGUCAUUUUACUCAGUCAAUAUUAAAUGAAAUUUAUAAAAAUAUAGGAAUACAAGCAACAUACCACACGCCAUAUCAUCCCCAAAGUUCAGGGCAAGUGGAAAGAUUAAAUAAAGACAUUAAAACAUUGAUAGGAAAAUUUUGUGCAGAAACACACCAAAAAUGGACAAACAUUCUGCCAUUAGUUCUGUUCCAUCUUAGAACACGACCCAGUGGAGAUUUGCACAUCUCUCCAUUUGAGAUGCUAUAUGGACACGCAAUUUGGCAAGGAAGGACUUGUAAACCAACUUACAUUGCCAUGAUAGGUGGAGAUUGUCAAUUAACAAAAUAUAUACAAGCUUUACAGACAAGAAUAGCAGAAUUGCAUGAAAUGGGCUUGAUACAACAAACAGUACCCCUGGAUUACAAUUUGCACAACAUCAAACCAGGAGACAUAGUAUACUUUAAAAAUUUCAAUAGAAAAUUGGCUACAGACAUAAAAUGGACUGGACCACAUGAAGUAUUGCUUACUACCCCAACAGCUAUAAAAGUUGCAGGGAAAGACUCAUGGUUUCACUGUUCCCACAUGAAACCAGAAAAAGUUCAACACCAUUGUAACAGACAUCGAAGAUAAUUAGACAACAGAUAGUGCUGAGAAAUGAAAACAAAAACUGAUUAAUAUAAAAAGCACACCACAAAGAAAUAAUAGUGACACAUAAUGUUUGAGACAACUUUCCAGCCCAGAGGAAAAGAAACCCAUAGGAAAAGCACCCCAGAGGAAAAGCAACCCAGAGGAAAAGCAUCCCAGAGGAAAAGAUUUUAAACCAGCCCAGAGGAAAAGCAUCAAGAAAAGAUGCUAGAGACAAGAAACAAAGAGGAAAAGCUGAAAUGGACAGCUAAGACUUUGAACUUGUAAAUUUGUUUAUAUUAGUGGACAGAUGGAAAACGAGACUUAUAUGUAAGAUUGAGUGUGCUGAAAUAAUAAAACAAAAGUAAUUUCACAUAUUAGGGAAAUAGCAUGCAUCACUACAUAACUUGGAAGAAAGAAGAGAUACAUCAGUCAACAUGAGAAGUGGAAAUCUAAAGAAACUUGAUAAGUAUUAAUUCAACACAACACUAUUAGACACAAAACACAAAAUCACUAACAUAUUGAGAGAUCUUGUUUAUAUAAACAAGUGUCUGAAGUUGUAUUUAUGCAAAAUGUAAAUAUGUAUAUAGUUAGUUCCAUAGCAAAUAGAAAGAUCAAUAGAUAUUUCUAUUUGACUGACAUCAUGAUGUGGAACAACAUGUAUUGUUGUAUUAUAUGUAAAUUAUUUCUAUAAAUAAGGUAUUAGUUUUAGUAAUGUAGAGUAAGUAGUAUUAGCACUAAGAUUCAAAUUUUUUGUAAUAUUUUUGUUCAACAUGUAUUGAACUGAAUUUAUUGUAAAACCCCAAACUACCCUUACCCAAACUUUCCUGCUAAGAUUUCCUUAGAGUAGAUUUAGUAAAUUGGUAACUAUAAUAUAAAUAUGUGACCUUGGGAAGGUCACAACAAAAAAAAAGAGGACGAUUGUGGAAAGGAAAUUAGACUGACAGUUUGUGGGGGAAGGGGCCAACUGGGAGUGGCAGUUGGGUCUUGUGACUAGCACUUCCUUCCUGCCAGGGGAAGACGGGGGAGGGGGGGGGAAGGCUUUGCAUCCUGGUGUUGGAGGAGAGGGGAGCUUGUUCAGCCCAGUCUGGAAUGGCAUGCUCUUCUUGGUUCAGCCCAAAGACACAGGCUUCUAAAGGUUAGAAUUGUUCUUGUUUGCUUUCUGUAUACUGCUAAGAUUCUGAAUUAGAACAACGAGAGUAGAAGGGAGUGGGACAAACUCUCCACCAGCCUCUGGGGCCUGGCCUCAGGUCUGAAACUGAGAAAAACCUCCAGUCCCAACUAGUUAUUAAAUGUUAUAUUUUGAAUACACAGUCAGAUACGUGGACUAUCUUUUCUGGUCAUAGAGGGAGCUGAACUUCAGUUUCAGUCAUUCAAAGACAAAAAGACCUCUUUGGACCCCUGCGGUUUCCUCUCAGCAGGGGGCAUCUCCCUCCCUUGCCUCACCAAGCAAUAGACCCUUUCUCCCCUUAACUCCUCAUUACCCUAUACAAAUCUCCCAGUAUCCCCCCUGUCUUCCUAUUUCCUUUCCCAAUAAAUAUUACAAAGGUAAGAGUUUUAAAAAAAAAGGAAAGAAAAGAAAACACUUUUUUUUCUUUCUAACCAUUAUUUUUUGUAAGAUCAGUUCUCACUUGGAAUCCCAAUUUCCUCCAUCUCUAAAUUAGAAAUAAUAUCUCUCACCCUCACCAGGAUAUCAUGAAAACUCAAAGGUCUAUGUUCUUGGUGAUCUGAUUGUAAAAGACAUGGCAAUAGUCAUCUGGCAAACAAAAGAGGGAAAAAAUACAUCUUUUCAUGUUUCAGAGCCCUGUUUCCCUAAUGCUGUUUAUAUCAAGCUUUCUGGAGGAGAAGGCAUAGCUUCAUCUUUUCAGAUGGAGAAACUGAGCUCCAGAGAAACAAAAUUAGUUGCCCAAGGUCACAUAGAUAGUGAAUAGCAGGAUUAAGAGGAUUAAACUCCAAACCUCUUGCUACUAUAUAAACAACACUGGGUUAUUUUAUUGCAUAUUAAUUUGAGGUUUCUGUGGGGCUAUAAAUUUAAUAACAUAUCCCAUUACUGAGUAUUGCUAUCUAGAUUUUGGACUGAAGCAAUAUUUAUCAUAGCCAGACUCAGCCUUCAAAUCCCAAAGUACUUCUUCCCAAAAUAACUUAUGUAAGACCCAUAGGUGUUUGUUUGGAAUUAUAAAUUGGUAUAACUAGGAAGCAGCUUUUAGUAACUGAUAAUGUGGCCCAGGAUGAAAAUCAGAGUGAAGAGUCAGCAGGGCUGGAACUAUAUCUCCUAAUUUACCUCUUAACAUUGUCUUACUCCUCAGCCAUCUACUCUGUUACUUCCUAGGAGAUGAUAACAAAAACUUGUCAGGUGACAAGUUUGUUCUUAUUAUUGUUGUUCAGACAUUUUCAGUCAUGUCCAGCUCUUCAUGGCCCCACUUGGGGUUUUCCUGGCAGAGAUACUAGAGAGGUUUGCCAUUUUCUUCUCCAGCUCAUAUUAGAGAUGAGGAAACUCAGGUAAACAGGGUUAAUUGACUUGUCCAAAGUCACACAACUAGUUAAGUGUCUGAGGCAAGAUUUGAACUCAGAAAAAUUAGUUUUCCUGACUCCAGGCCUGGUUCUCUAUCCCCUGAUACAUAGAGCUGCCUCAGUGACAAGCUAGCCCCCAGGUAAAAUAUUUUCUGUGUGAAUACACAAUUUAUUUAUUAGUGAUAUAUUUUUUAUUUCUUCCUUUCAUAUAAAUACUUAUACAGAAUUUAGCAUAUUCUUUUAAAGCCAUAUGUGAUUUUUUUUAUACUCUAGAUCAGAGGUUCUUGAAUUGUUUUUGUCAUGGACCUCUUUGGCAGACUGCUGAAUACUGUGAAUCUCUUCUAACAAAAAUGUUUUUAAGCUCACAGCAUAGCAAGGCAAACCAUUUAUAUUUAUCUUUCUCAAGGCUACCAUAUGAUGAUAUAAUGGUAAAAGCAUUAGAACUGAAGACAAAACUUAGAUUUUUUUUUUAAGUUCAUGGAUCCCAGGUUAAAAACUCUUGUCCUAGGGAAAACAUUGAAUAUGAUUGGAAAAGAGGUGACUGGAACAUGAGUUAGGAGAUGGGGAGAUGGGAGUAGGGGUAGGAAGAGAGUAUACACAUGUAACAGAUUUGAAAUCAAGUGGUCAAGACAAAGACUUAGCCAACUUAUGUUUGCUUCAGAUGUGAGAUUCCAGUUUGUAGAUUAUUAAGGCCCAUUUUUUCCCCUCCUUCUUAGUCUCCAACUCUACUCCUCUGUGAUCUUUCCAUCUCCUAUUAAGGUCACCAAAGAGAUUGGCCUAGUUCAGGAAUUAUUAUGUUUUCUGUUUGUAAAGUGAUUUGUAUUUUUCACGUUUGUUAUCUCAUUUGAUCCUCAAAACAAUCCUCUGAUACAGGAAGAGAAUGUAUUUCUGGUACCUUUUUUACACAUUAGGAAACUGAGGUCAAACAGUUUAGUUAAGUUGCCCAAGAUCAUUAAGGUAAUCAGUGAAAGGGUCCAAACUACAAGCUAGACCUUUCUGAUACUGAUUUUUGAAAAGGGAAAUUGGGACAAUUAGAUGGCCAAUGAAGAGAGAGCUGGGCCUGGAGACAGGAAGUCCUGGACUCAAAUCUAGUGGCAGAUACUUCCUAGUUGUGUGACCAUGGACAAGUCACUUAACCCUUUGCCUAGUCCUUACUGCUCUUCUGCCUUGGAUCCAAUACUGAGUAUUGAUUCUAAGAUGGAAAAUAAAGGAGAGAAAGAAAGAAAAAAGAGAGAGAGACAGAGAGAUUUGGAAGGAAGGAAGGAAGGAAGGAAAAAAGGAAGGAAG